This is a messenger RNA of Phanerochaete carnosa HHB-10118-sp, 1791 nucleotides long. RefSeq lists its product as uncharacterized. The coding region runs from base 5 to 1744 and encodes 579 amino acids. The transcript is spliced from 7 exons. The record is from RefSeq and is a predicted model, not a curated record. NCBI's taxonomy places the organism in Eukaryota, Fungi, Basidiomycota, Agaricomycetes, Polyporales, Phanerochaetaceae.
CGCCAUGGAGCUCACGCGCGAGAAUGCCCGCGAGAUUUACUGCUUGCCUGUGCGACAAGCCAAGCAGUACCUUCCAGAGAUAUUUAGGAGACUCCGAAAGCCGGCAGAACAGCAGCAGGACUGGGUGCAAGACUAUGUCGCAUGGUUGAGGCAGAAGUUUCUCCAAUACUGCAUGUCCUGUUUCGGUGUUCCUCGGGGAUGGGAUGCAUUCGCAGAAGCUUGUGUCGAAGCGGGUGUUUGGGAGACAUUCACGGAGCUUGCACUUCAGCCUAUCAACUAUGCGUGCUGGAUCGCGAUCUUCAACGCCUUGGACGCUUUGUGCUAUCUUUGUACCGUGUCUACACUGAAGCAACGUCGAAUACUAUUCGAGAGAUGCGUCAAGUGCAAUGCACUAGAUACACUCGUGAAGAUGAUCCGAGAGCACAACUACAACUUGCGCAAGUAUAUUGCUAUCCGUGUCUUGCGAGCUGUCGCCUCAGACUUGUUUCUUCCUGAGAUUUUGUCUCCCGAGACUGCAGCAGAUCUUGUUGAAUUCUUAGCCAGCUGGACACGGGACGACGAGACUAGGUGGAUGGAGCAGAUGCGCCAACCGGUCGAGACCUGGCAGAUUGCGAUAAUGACCAAUCGUCUCACGGUCCCGCGCCCAAUGGGCGUAGCAUAUGGCCAAAGAUGGUACGGCAUGACCCAAGAACUUGCCAUGUUCGCCGCGUAUGGCAUCCUUUCUCGCUAUCCCCUUCAUUCCCGCCAAUACUGCCUGGAUGUCCUCAAGGCUCGUCCGGUCAUUGUGGAUCUGCUCCUUGAUGUUGCUGCCCUUCCCCGACCCGUUGCAUACCCAGAGGUCCAGAUAGAUCAGCUAGCCUCCGAAACUCUUGCUCUCCUGUUCCAAUUUCCUCGACGGACGAUCCCUGGGGUACAGCUCCCUGUACCAGAUGAAGGCAACAAUGAACUGUACGAGGAAUACAAGGCGACGAUCGAAGCUCUAAAGAUCCUCACUUCUCGACCGAGCUGGGUUCAACGAAUUCUUACUGCCAGUAGAGAAGACUUCCCCUCAAUGGGCUAUAUCCUGAAUAGCUCUUUUAGGAAGAUAUCUCGCGUCGUCACCGAUUAUUACGGCGUCCCUCCGAACGAGAACACGACAAAGAUGAUCUAUGACUCUAGAGGCCAAUCAAGAAACUCCAUGCUCCGCUUGAUAUCUGCCAUUACUCACCUAGACAAUAUUUCUGACGGCGAACUAAUCUCUUUUCUCCGCGUUGCCUACCUCGCCAGUCAGGGUUCGCUGAAGAAGUCGCUGGAAAAUUUCGUACCGCGGAGCCACCGCGAGACCUGCGAGCAAAGCGAACGUACAACAGACGCGUACCGUAAAGCCGUCUGGGCGAAUGUCGCCGACUAUCCCUCCGAGCCGACGUGCAUUGUCCCAGAACAAGCCAUUUCAGGACCCGUCGCACUGCUGCGGCUUCUGACAAUAUUGGCUGAGCGCGGCGUUCUCGAUGAGAUCCCGAAGUGGACGUCACUCCCAGUGGGCACCGUACCUGGGACUGAGCUGAAGCAAGUACAGCAAAUAACGAGCUUGGAAGUCAUACAAAAGCUCCUUCCCCUUGUUGUGCGACGUGUCACGAUCGCGCGCGACAAGGUGCGAGAGUGGGUGGUAAGUCCCAAGCCCCGGAGACGGACACAUGGCACGAGCGCACUCUUUGCCGCCAGCGGAGCUUGCGGUGUCGCUGUUCACCUUCAACGAGGCAACUAAGGGCCGCUGGGAGGUACAGAUGCGCGGCGCGAAGAAAGAGCUCGUGC